Molecule: messenger RNA, 348 nt
Organism: Staurois parvus
Lineage: Eukaryota; Metazoa; Chordata; Amphibia; Anura; Ranidae
Source: the annotation of a GenBank genome assembly
AUGGGGAACAUGGAUGGAAAAACUGUUGAGGAACUAAGUGCUACAGAAAUUCACCGAUGGUAUAAAAAAUUUAUGACAGAGUGUCCAUCUGGUCAACUUACUCAACAUGAAUUUAAGCAAUUCUUCGGCCUCAAGAACCUCAGCCCGGCAUCUAACGAAUACAUUGAAGAAAUGUUUGACACGUUUGACUUUAACAAGGAUGGUUACAUGGAUUUCAUGGAGUAUGUGGCAGCUCUGAGCUUGGUCCUGAAGGGGAAAGUGGAGCAGAAGCUGAGGUGGUACUUUAAGUUAUAUGAUGUCGAUGGAAAUGGCUGUAUUGACAGAGGAGAGCUUCUCAAUAUAAUUAAG